AUGAACCAGUUUUGUAUAUACGGGGAGAAUGGCACACUGGUCUGCAGGAGCAUCUUUUGUAACUGGACAUGCACUGCGUGGGUGAUAGAUAGUUCACGAUGUUCAUGGGUCGUUGUGACUGUGCAUGGUCGAUGCCAUACUGGGGCCACAAGGCCAGCGUGCUACCAGGACACCUGUGCGAAAUAUUGCAUGAUGGCCUGUCUGAACAAUGCUGAAGUAAUGCGCAAGGAGGCGCAUUUACGCCGUCUGCCACGCUGGUAUGCCGAAAUGAAGUACCUGCGGUGUGGAAUGGCCGGGUGCAGCCACAAUGGUAGCCGCGGAAAGGAAAUUGCCAAGGCAUCCAAGGAGAUGGCACCAGAUUUCUGA
Ostreobium quekettii is the source of this 366-nucleotide messenger RNA. NCBI's taxonomy places the organism in Eukaryota, Viridiplantae, Chlorophyta, Ulvophyceae, Bryopsidales, Ostreobiaceae. The record is from the annotation of a GenBank genome assembly.